This is a messenger RNA of Fusarium sp. VM40, 309 nucleotides long. NCBI's taxonomy places the organism in Eukaryota, Fungi, Ascomycota, Sordariomycetes, Hypocreales, Nectriaceae. The record is from the annotation of a GenBank genome assembly.
AUGUCCAAGAACAUGACAGAUGAUGAAACAACGAGGCAUUUCUCAUCUGGUGCCGUCUUUCGAAUCAUGGUUAUCAAACUGGUGACAGUGUCCACUCGAGGAGAGAAGAUGUCGGUCUUUGGUGCAGCCGGCAAGGUUUCGGUUAACCGGCUUGAACGAACACUCUUUUCGUCUUGUUUGAGAGAGAUCUUUCUCGAACCACGAAACCCGGCACCAAAUGCCGUCAAGAUCCCAGCACGGUGUGCUCCGAAAUCCAUUAUCCCUUCGCCAUCUACUUCUUUCCAGUCGUCAUUUCCAUUCGUUGGUUAA